This is a messenger RNA of Solenopsis invicta (red fire ant), 4186 nucleotides long. RefSeq names its product synaptotagmin 1 (gene Syt1). Gene Ontology annotation, cellular component: dense core granule; synaptic vesicle membrane; axon. Gene Ontology annotation, biological process: cellular response to calcium ion; regulation of dopamine secretion; synaptic vesicle endocytosis. The transcript has 10 exons. Gene Ontology annotation, molecular function: calcium-dependent phospholipid binding; phosphatidylserine binding; clathrin binding. Bases 443 to 1723 code for a protein of 426 amino acids. NCBI's taxonomy places the organism in Eukaryota, Metazoa, Arthropoda, Insecta, Hymenoptera, Formicidae. The record is from RefSeq and is a predicted model, not a curated record.
AGGCGCACUCGGUUCUUCGUCCCACUGUCGUUGUCGUCGUCGUCGUCGUCGUCGUCGUCGUCGUCGUGGUCGUGAUCGUGGUCGUGGUCGUCGUCGCCGUCGUCGUCGACGAAAGACCGUGGUGUACGACAAAAUAGGAUUUUCGCCCUUUCGCCCAUUUAUCGCAAUCGUCGCCGUCGCGGACGACGCAGCGCGACACGAUGCGCUUGUAAUGUUCAAGUACGAGAGAUAAAUCCGGUCCGCAAAAUUGCAUCCGUAUCCAUUGACCGCGAUACGCGAUACGCGCGAAUCCGCAAGUAGUUACAGGCCGAGUCGAGGCCGCCGCCGUCGCCGCCGCCGCCGCCGACGAGUAACGCCCAGCGGAGGAAGCAGCUUGAGCUGAGAAGAGAGUGAAAGAAAGGGUGAUAAGGUGUAGAGAAUCGACGACAGCUUACGUGUCAAAAUGCCACCGACUAAAGACACAGAUGUCCCUAAAUUGGAAGAAACAUCAUCGAACGAAGGAAUCGAGCAGGAGCCCACGCAGGAGGCUUACGAUAAAACAACAUCGCCGGCGACAACUACAACCACAGAGAAGAUUGGAGAUGAAAUUAAUGAUGCCGUAAAUUCUUUCGCAGAAAAAACGGGAAUACCAACAUGGGGUGUUGUUGCUAUUUUAAUAGUCGUAGGCAUAAUUGUCCUCGGAAUUUGCUUUUGCUGUAUACGAAGAUGUUGUCGCAAACGACGCUCCAAAGAUGGCAAGAAGGGAUUGAAGGGCGCGGUGGAUCUAAAAUCCGUGCAACUUUUGGGGAGCACGUACAAAGACAAGGUCCAGCCGGAUAUGGAAGAAUUGACGAACAAUGUCGAAGAACCGGACGAAGCUGAGAGUAAGCAGAGCGAAGUUAAGCUUGGAAGACUACAGUAUAAGCUUGAAUACGACUUUAAUUCAAACAGCCUCUCCGUGACAGUAAUACAAGCGGAAGAAUUGCCGGCAUUGGACAUGGGUGGCACGUCAGAUCCAUAUGUAAAAGUGUAUUUAUUACCGGAUAAAAAGAAAAAGUUCGAAACAAAAGUUCACAGAAAGACAUUGAAUCCAGUUUUCAACGAAGCCUUUACGUUUAAGAGUGUUCCUUAUGCUGAUGCUAUGAAUAAAACUCUGGUCUUCGCCAUCUUCGACUUUGAUAGAUUUUCGAAACACGAUCAAAUUGGCGAAGUAAAAGUGCCACUUUGUCAAAUAGAUCUAGCGCAAACGAUUGAAGAAUGGAGAGAAUUACAGAGUGUUGAAGGUGAAGGUGGACAGGAUAAUAAACUGGGUGACAUAUGUUUCUCGUUGAGAUACGUACCAACGGCCGGAAAGCUUACGGUGGUCAUUCUGGAAGCUAAGAAUCUGAAGAAGAUGGACGUCGGUGGCCUCUCAGAUCCUUACGUUAAGAUUGCGUUGAUGCAAAAUGGAAAGAGAUUGAAGAAGAAGAAAACGUCGAUCAAGAAAUGCACUCUUAAUCCGUAUUACAACGAAUCAUUUACUUUCGAGGUGCCCUUCGAGCAGAUACAGAAAGUACAACUUGUUGUCACCGUAGUAGAUUACGAUCGCAUUGGCACAUCAGAACCGAUCGGAAAAGUGGUCUUGGGAUACAACGCGAGUGGAACGGAAUUGAGACAUUGGUCCGAUAUGUUAGCGUCCCCCAGGCGCCCGAUCGCUCAGUGGCACACAUUGAAAGACCCUGAGGAUGGAGAUAAGAAAGAUUAAAAACGUUGAUUUUCCAAUUAAGAUAUAUACGGAUAAUUGAUCAAGAAAAAAGAAAACGGAGAAGAAUAAGAAAGGAUAGAGAAAAACGAGAGGAGAAAGAAAAAAAAUCUAUAAGGGAAGAUAAAACAAAUCCAUAUUUAAUAGAUAUUAAUAACCUACGAUAAAAAUACCAAUACCAUGAAGAAUUUAACAUAAAAAAAAAAUAUGUUCCCACAUGGAGAGUGUAGUGUCUUGUAUAUAUACAUAUAUCUAAAAUACUUCUCUCUGUAGAUGUUGAAUGAUUUUAAUUAACGCGUCCUUUUUGAGAUAGAGUUAAAGACAACGUUAAAAUUUGACGCUUCAAGGAAAUAUCAUUAUUAUCUCUUAGAUAGGCUUCCAUCUUGAUUCGUUUAUUUGGUCACAAGUUUUCGUAAUAUACUUUCUAAAUACAUCGUUCAUGUUACGAAGAAGUAUACAUAUAUAUAUAUACAUUAUAUAUAACAGUUGUAUCGUCCGUAAAAAUAGCGGCAUAAUCUUCUUCCGAGGGAAGAAACAUAUAGCGACUAUGGUGCGAACGUUCACAGUUGUGUGUCUGCAUGCGAAAUAAUAAUGGAUAAUAACGUACCAUCCGGAUUCGCAAAACAUCCUAAAAUAUGGAUUGUAUUACCUAUCUACAAAUUGAGGGGCUCGAUAAAAAAAGAAAAAGAGACAAAACUGCAAAGUUACAAAAUAGCAAAUGGUACUUGUUGAAGAAACGAAGAUAUAAUUAUGAUUCGGAAAAACAUCUUUUACGCUUUAAAAAAAUAAUUUUAUAUAUAUGCUCGGUAUAUUUGAUUAAUGUAUUAUCGUCAUGUUUUUUUAGCUUCUCACGUUGUUUUUCCUUUUACCGAGUCCUUUAAUGAGAUAUCGAUGUAGCGCGUUGUUCAUAUCACUUUUUUUUGCUAUUUAUUUCUUCAUUUUGGAUUGUCUCAAAAAAGAAAAAGAAAAAAAAAUCGAGAGCGCGUCGCGCAACUCUCCCGUACACUCGAAAGGUCAAAGCGCGGUUUAAUAAACGUGCAUAAACGUAGUUUUAGGGACAGUGAACGUUUCCGUAUUGAUCUUCGGGUGCAACGGCGCGCGCGGUGUAUUUUCGUGCAACACGCGCGUAGCAAUGCUUGAAUCUGCGAUGUACCUUCGUGUACUAUAGUUAAGCACUCGGAUUAUGCACCAUUUGUACGGAAAAUUCACGAUGCAUUAGGAUGAAACGAAUAACGUGACCACGCGAGAAAAAUUAAUCGCUUGAUUUAAGUAUAUCAGACACUGACUCGGAGCACUUAGAUCCAGUUACUCGCGGAAAUGACUUCCUACAACUAAAUAAAUACACGAAUUUGUAAUUUGGCGAUAUUUUACAUGUAGUAAGUACGUACAGUAACAUACAUGAAUAGAGAGUUGAUGAAUUUAUUAUAUAAAGCUAUUUAUAAAAUUUACAUUUUAUUGUUAUAUUCUUUUUAUUAUCAAAUUAUAAAUUGUGUUAUAUAUAAAAAAAGAGUUGCAUUAUCCGUUAUUAUUUUAUAUGCGUAUGUUACGAUUAUAUUUUGUUACAGAAAAUAUUUGUAAACAUAUACGUAUGUGAGAAACUCAUCGUCAAAUGUUAAAUGUAGACAUAAGAUAAUUUGUUGGGAGUUUUCGUCAUAUUGAUUGACACAUUUUACUAGUCUUUACUAGUUCAGCUUAUGUAGACAAACGCAAUACGCUUUGAUCAAUGAACCAUAAUAUUCAAACAAAAUCAUGCUGUCCGCUUUUCGAAAACAGAGAUCGCAUAUCGCGUUCGACGCGACGCAAUCGAGCGUUAGCUUUUUACGUGUAACUAUGCAAUUUUCUACUCGUUGUCACCCAUUAAACGCAUUCACACAUGUACGUAAUAUAUACAUGAUAUCGUGAGUUAUACCAGCUGUGAGUUAUGUUACUAUUGUUUCUAAUCCUAAAAUAACAAACAGGCCUAUUCCUUCUGCGUUAAAUAAUCCAUUAGUUAACAGUGCCGCCAAAAUAAAAUAACAAAAUUCAUGUCGAUAUCAUUGGAUGCUUCCAAGAAUAUAUUUAUAUGGAAAGGAGUGAUUGAUAUAAAAUAUGGAGAGAAGGGGAAGGAAAUAUAUAUAAAUAGUAGGUAUUGCGUUUGAUACAGAACACAAAAUAUUAGUUUCUAAUAUUUUGAUUUUUUAUACGCAAUUCUUUAUUGACAAAAAUAAAACUCACUUGAUUCUAAAGUAAAUUUUUAAAUUGCAGAAAACUACUUCAUAUGUGCAAUCUUUUACGAUCGAUUGAAGUAAUUGAUGAAAAAAGAACUGUGUAUGAUCUAAGAUCUUUUUCUAAUUCAAACUGCGCAGUUUUCUGUAAAUACAUUAAUCACGAACUUUUACGUAAAUUAUUGUUCAUCGCUUUUUUUUCAUUACGUAUUGCUGAUGUAAUUUUAGUUUUAAUAAAUCAAGAGAGAAGUUAUAUAUGCAA